Nicotiana tabacum (common tobacco) is the source of this 721-nucleotide messenger RNA. RefSeq names its product protein SMALL AUXIN UP-REGULATED RNA 51-like. The record is from RefSeq and is a predicted model, not a curated record. Gene Ontology annotation, biological process: response to auxin. NCBI's taxonomy places the organism in Eukaryota, Viridiplantae, Streptophyta, Magnoliopsida, Solanales, Solanaceae.
UUUCCCAAGUCUUAUAAAUCCUUCUUUUUUCUCUCCUUUCUCUUACAAAAAGUUUCUAAAUUUUCUUUCCCUCAAACAAUGGCUAUUAGGAAAUCAAACAAGUUGUCACAAACAGCAAUGUUGAAGCAAAUCAUGAAAAGAUGUUCAAGUUUGGGUAAGAAAAAUGGAUCCUAUAAUGACGAACAAUUAGGGCUUCCAUUAGACGUACCAAAAGGCCAUUUUGUAGUUUACGUUGGAGAAAAUAGAACAAGAUAUAUUGUUCCAAUUUCUAUUUUAUCAAGACCUGAAUUUCGUAGCCUCCUUCAACGUGCAGAAGAAGAAUUUGGUUUUGAUCAUGAUAUGGGUCUUACAAUUCCUUGUGAUGAAGAUGUUUUCGAAUCUCUAAUUACUUCGUCAAUACUAAGGUAAAAAGAAUGAAAGUUAGAGCUAGUCGAGCCAGUAGGUUACGAAUAUAAAUCUAGGCGGAGCUAGCUAGCUAGGUUGUCUGAAGUAAAAAAAUUAUAUAUAAAAGUUCAGGAAUCUGCUUUAUUGUUCUGUCUUUUUUUUAAUUUUUUUUUUUUUGGUUUUUGGGAUCAUUAUAACCUGGUGACGUGUACUAGGUUUCUGUGUUUGUAAAUCUCAGAAGUCUGUAAUUGUAAUUUUCCUCGCAGUGGCGUUAGGUAAUAUUUGUACCCUGUGAGAGAGUUAACUAAUUAUAUAUAAAUUGUAAUAUUUGGUGCUA